Stomoxys calcitrans (stable fly) is the source of this 1121-nucleotide messenger RNA. RefSeq names its product protein tantalus. Lineage: Eukaryota; Metazoa; Arthropoda; Insecta; Diptera; Muscidae. The record is from RefSeq and is a predicted model, not a curated record. The transcript is spliced from 2 exons. Bases 84 to 1007 code for a protein of 307 amino acids.
UUUUCGAUUUUGUUGUGUUGUGCAUUUUAGCUCCAUUUUUUACACAGAAUUUUAUUUUUAAUGAUUUAAAAAGCUGAAAAUAAAUGGAAGGUAUCGUAUGCGGUAUUGCUAACAUAAAUUUCAGACAAACAGCCUUAGAGUUCCGCGACGAAAAUCGCACACCAAAUUGCAUGCAAAAUACACAGCAGACCGCAGACAUGGCGCUGCUAAAUGAGGCGUCCGCUUCCUCGCCAGCCAAUUUAGCAUUUCCCAAUCUCUAUGAUCCCAAUGAGACUGUUGCAUCCAGUUCCAGCAAUGACGACGAGUGGCAAACAGACGAUGAAGCCUUACACACUUUGCAUAAAUCUAAAGCAUUCAGAAGAAGGAGCGGCGGAGGUAGUACAUUCGCCGAAAAACGUCAAUUGCCCUCGAGAGCUUCUAAGGACAACUUCCUAUCUGGUAUCAAAAGACGUACUAUAAUGAAACCUGCCAAACAUACUAGUUCAUUAAGCAAAGACUUUAACAAUCUCAAACCUGCCGAGAUAAAGAAAAUCUAUUUGAACAAGAAACUCACUAACUUUAGACCGAGUAGCUUGGAAACGAUAUUCGAGGAACCCGCCAAUAGCCAAGCCAUUGGUGAUGAAGAGGAACACGAACAGGUGCGUUUUAUAGGAUCACGCAAAUUGCGUAGAACCCUUAACUGCACCGAUGGCUUUGUGUUCAAUAAGGCUUUGGUAAAAAAGAGGCGAGCAAAAAUAAAGAAGACUUUUGGUCGACGUUUGUCGUUGAAAAAAAUUUCAUUGGAAGACUUUUUAGAAAAACUAAACAGCAGUAUGGAAAAGGCGGCAUCGCCUGAGGAAGACAAUGAAAAAAUGGAGGAGAGCGCUUGUUUCACGAAUCAGCCUCUACAAGUCGCAAUGGACUCAAAAGCUUUGAUGCCCCUAAAAAACAUUAUGCCAAUUACAGAUGCAUUUAUAAACAUUCCUAUUUCGACUUCUGCAAUAUAUCAGUCGCCUAAACCUUCUUAAUGAAGCUAGAGAACAACUAAAAAAGGGGGGUUAUAUUUAUACACGGAAAUUUAUUGUUCUCUAACAAAAAUUCUACUAAUUUACCAAUAAAAGACUAGAUUUUAUGCAUGCAAA